Molecule: messenger RNA, 3702 nt
Organism: Moesziomyces antarcticus
Lineage: Eukaryota; Fungi; Basidiomycota; Ustilaginomycetes; Ustilaginales; Ustilaginaceae
Product: pkinase-domain-containing protein
Exons: 1
Coding region: 1-3702 (1233 amino acids)
Biological process (GO): protein phosphorylation
Molecular function (GO): protein serine/threonine kinase activity; ATP binding
Source: RefSeq, a predicted model, not a curated record
AUGUCGCUCUGGUCGCUAUCAGCCGAGGCGGGGCCUUCGCGCCCAACUCAGGCUCCGCUUUCGCCCACAAAGAUGCCCGUGGCCAACAAGCACGAGUCACACGUGCCGACGUUUCUGGUCCGAUCCGCAACCGAACACGAUCUGUACCAUGCCGAGCGCAAGUCGCUCCAUACUUUCGCCUACGGAGGGCUCGCGCAGUCGGCACCGUCAGACGCGUCCAAUGGCAUCUCUCCGCCGCCGUUUUAUCGCGCCACCUUUUCGAACCCGUCGUCUUCGUCCGUGUCCUCGGGCGGUCAUCCCAUAUCGCCGUCGCAUCGAACGUCGUUUAGCUCGGUGUCCGUGUCGGAGUUCGGCGGGUCUGCGAUCAGUGAUCGGCUCAGCUGGGGACGCAGCUUCAAGAGGCAGAGCAAACGCGCGUCGCACGACGCCAAGUUCGGUUCCAGCAGCCGACUACGAUCCCACACCGAGGGCUCACAGUUCAGCCUGCCCAACAGCGGCGACAUCUUUCUAUAUUCCAGCCACAAUAUCGAAGCGUCGGCCUCGGACAAGACGAUCCAGCCGCGGUACUUGCACCAGCGUCGCAAGUCGGACGGGCCGCAGAGAUCCAGAUUCGACACGGGCGAAAUGAGCUUGCCGAGUCGCAGCCAUCGUCUGCCGCGAUCGCAGUCGUCCAAUGCUCUCUCACAUGCCUUCUGGGAUGCACGCAGCUCAAAGCACCAGUCCAAGACAAGCACUCACGCUCUCAGCCUCGUCAAGGAUCAAGACGAGCACGGCCCCGCUGCUCUCCCCCGCGUCAGCAUUCCGAGCUCGCCUCUGCGCGAGUCCGAGACGUUCGAUGCUGCCGAUCGCUUCGCCAUGAUGGCCUCCAGCUCGUCGUCCAAGGCGCUGCGCAGAAGGUCGGGCGAGGUGGUGGGCGUUGCGGCUCGUUCGGCGGCCCAGGCUACAAGAAAGAGCCUGCGCGUCAUACGCAGAGCAGGUAGCUUCGACGUAGCCUCCAAAACGUCUACGACCAACACGCGUUCACGAUCCAACUCGUCCUCGUCGCUUCUAACGAGUCUGGGGCUCGUGUCCAUGCGACAUCAGCGAUCUCAGACGCUGCACGAGCUAGACACCCCGCGCAACGACACCCCUAAGCUCGCUCUGCCUGCAUCCGCACCUCACUCGCCGAGACUGCAUGGACUUGGGUUGAGUGCGGACUCUAACAGGGCUCAGGCAUGGCGGUUCUCGCAAAUCACAGAAGCGGAUGAGAAUUCCUUCUCCAAGGAGGUGCCUCGUCUGGAACAGCAAACGGAAUCCACGCCCGAGUCGGAAAGCGAGGGUCUGCAGUUGCACCACUCCAAUUCGUCUGGCGGGUCAGUGCCAAAUGCGCAAUCCGCCGCCCCGUCAACCAAGCACAACGAUUCGGGUGAGGCGAAUUCGGUCAUGCGGUCCGAAGCAGGGCGUCGGCACGGGCUGGCAAAACGAUCCUACGCCGCGUUGAUCGAUCUGCUCAAUCCGGCGUUGCACAAGGAGAUCAGGCCCGUCGGUCGUGGACGUCAAGACUCGAUCCACACCGUCGAGCAUACCGUCGCGCACGGCGACGACGGUGGCAGGUCCACUUCGGCAGGCGGCAGCUCGAGCAACGGCGCAGGCAGAGCGCGCGGCGGCAGUGCCAGUCGAUCCAACGGUGCUCACGAAGGUUUCAACGCCUACAGAGGCGGCAAUACGGGCGGUGGUGGCGGCGGAGGAAGCGGGGCGGGCGGUGCAGGAGGGGGCGGCCCGCCGGAUCGCAGAGGCCCCGGACGCGGUGGCGGCAGCAACAGUGCAUCCAAGACUUUGCCGCCCGUCAACUCGGUGUAUCGCCGACUGGAGCUUGUGGGGCGAGGAGCGUACGGUGCAGUCUACCGAGGCGUGCACGUCGAAACCGGUGCAGCGGUUGCGCUCAAAGUGGUCAACCUCGACACGCCCGACGACGACGUAAGCGACAUCCAGCGCGAAGUGACGCUGCUGAGCCAGCUGCGCGAAGCUACGCAGCGCAACGUGGUGCGCUACUGGGGCUGCUGGCUCAAAGGACCCGAACUCUGGAUCGUCAUGGACUUUGCCGAUGGUGGCAGCGUGCGGACGCUCAUGAAGGCGGGGCCGAUUGCGGAGCGCUACUGUGCGGUGAUAGUGCGCGAGACGCUGGUGGCGCUCAACUACCUGCACAAGUGCGGGAUUAUCCAUCGCGACAUCAAGGCGGCCAACAUUUUGCUCACCAGCAUGGGCAAGAUUUUGCUGUGCGAUUUCGGCGUGGCGGCAUCGCUGGCGUCGAGCAGCCAUAGCAAGAGAAGCACGUUUGUGGGCACGCCCUACUGGAUGGCACCCGAAGUGAUCACUGAGGGUAAGACGUACGACCAGAAGGCGGAUGUAUGGAGUCUGGGCAUUACGAUCUACGAGAUGGCGACGGGCAAUCCACCACUUGCGGAUGUGGAGCAGAUGCGGGUCAUCAUGCUCAUCCCCAAGAGCAAGCCGCCUCGUCUACCGGAGGGCGAAUUCUCGCCAGCGAUGCGAGAUUUUGUGGCGGCGUGUUUGAACGAGGAGCCCAAGGAGAGGGCGACGUCCGAGGAGCUGAAUAAGCUCAAGUGGAUCAAGACGCAUGCCAAGACGCCCGUGGGGGUGCUCAAGGAGUUGAUUCAGGCGUACAAUGCGUGGACCAAGGCGGGCGGGAUGCGGAUGAGCCUCAUCGGUGCCGAGACGGCCGAUUGGGGCGAGGCGGGCAAUCGCGACUCGUUUGCCUUUGAUGGACGGGAGACGGGAGAGGGGUGGGAGUUCAAUACGCUCCGCAGCGCGCGCGAGUGGGACGACGACGAGGCCGAUGAAGCGCCGGCUCAGAUCCCGAUUCGUGACCAUCCGCUGCUGCGCCUGUUUGAUGUGGAUGCACCUGAUGCGGCUGCGGGCGGUCAGCGUGGUGGGCAGACGGAACACAACACGUGGCGUCCGGCGAUUGCUACUGCGGCAGUGGCGGGUGGGACGGKGCGUGCUGCACCAGCACCGCCAGCACCGCCUGUGCCCGUGGUGCCGGUGGAAGCGCCAAAGGCUGCGGGGGGUUCGACGAUCAAGCCUGGGGUGGGUGGGGUGGAGAAGGCGAGUUUUACAGGCACGGGUCAUACGCCUUUUCGCUUCGGAGUUGGUGGGGCCGCGUCUGCGGCCGAGGUUCGGCAAGUGCCGAUACGCAAGCGGUCGCAAUCGCUCACCAAGCCGAGCACCAGCACGGACGGGAUCGUCAUUCCCGACUCUACGUCUCUUGACCUCGCCGCAGCUGGCUCGGCGCUGGAAGGUGUUGAGGAGGUAGUUGCGCAUCAUCGGCAAUCGCACGGGGGGAGUGAUCCGAUUUCGGGCGCUGCAUCCCCCGCGCGACUGCAGAGUCUCUACGAACGCGGCGCCAACGCCCAAGCCUACAGUCGCAUUGCCCGUCUCCGUGCCGGCUAUGUCGCCAGCCUCGAACCCGAUCCCGAAACCGAAGUCGGGGUUGAAGUCGAGGUGACGCCGACGGUGAGGGAGGUCAAGGUGGCGUGGGAACGGAGGUUGGAGGGUCCACCGUUGCGGCCGUUGGAUUUUGCAGCCCUGGGCACCAAGGACGAGGUGGCGGCGUGUCUGGGCCGGACCGUCGAUGAGCUGGGCAAGUGGCUCGAUGUCAUGAGUCUGGGUCUGGGCAGAGCGGUGCAUGCCGACCCCGCGAGCUAG